CACAAUUCAUCUCGCCAUCGAUAGCAGAUACAUUAGUCUAGAUCCGUCGUUAUGAUCUGCCUAAGGGCGAAGCGAAGCAAAUGACGCAUAUGCUUACAAGCGUAAAGCAGUCUUGCUGGUUGCACACCCAGAGCCUCCUCCUCAUGUGGUGCAUUUGAUCGAUAAGCCCCAGCCUCGGAUGAUGCGGUAUUUUAUCCCCCCUGCUCUCGCAUUCUCGCAUUUAUUACGCUAAGUAAUCGGAGGAAGGAACCUUGGGCCCAAAGUGUUACGCACAGAUUUUGGAGGGAUUUGAGGUCCUUGGGGGGUGUGAUGUGAGGAUUGCCAGGAUCGCGAGAGGCUACGGCGUUGCUUUAGCCUUAGAAUUGCAAGCAUUUAGCUAGCGAGAGAUAGCGAGAGAGAGAGAGAGAGAGAGCUUUCUUCAUAGUUUGAAGGUUGAGAUGUGCAUGGGUGGUUGCUGCAGGCAUCUGUGCAAGUGGCGAACACCAAUCUGCCUCGUCCUGGAGUAUGCGUAUUCUCUCAACUGGGGUACCUAGUCCGGGGUGAGGCAGCCGAGGGUAAAGGUUUGCCUUGUUCGGGGUGUAGUUUUAGGGAUUCUCCAGAGAAGCAUGGUUUAGGGGAGUCGGAGGUGCGGAGUGGGCGCAGUGCAUGGUGAGACUGAUUUCAAGUAACGAGCUUGUUUCGGUUGCGGGGAGGCUUUGAAGGUGUUUGUUGGAUAGCGAGAGAGAGAGGAAGAGAGAGAGUGAGGGCGAGAAAGAGUUAUGGGGUCGCUGUGUUGCUGCCUUAGUCCAGAUCACUUGGAGGACUAUCUGCCCUACCAGAGCGCUACCAUCAUACGAGAAUGCCCUUGCGUCCGUUGCUGCAUGCGCUGGUUUUUCAGCACGCAUUACAGUACAAAUUUUGAUGAGUUAGACCACCAGGAGAACAUAUUCCCCAGUCAAGUGUCCUCAGCCAGCGGCGCAGGUUCCGUAGGUGGCAGCAGCAGCUUAGACACUUCCAUACCCGAGGUCUUUCAGGCACCUCCAACGCCUCUGCCUUACGAUUCCGAUCCCCGGUACCUACGCUCCAUUGGCCGUGAUGGUCUCAAUUACAGGCGAGACAAAAGUGGCAUGAGCCAGAUGAGUGGAGGGGAAGGGCAACCCUUGAGACACAGCAACUCGGAUGGAGGCCUGGGUGGCACAGCUUUGCAAAGACGGUUUGGCAACAGCGGGGGGUUGGACCUUGAAGAGCAGACUCAAGGAUUGAAACUAGAGAGGACUUCUCUCUCUUCAAAAGCCUUUCCUAGGGUUGAGUCUGCCCUUUCUAUGCUAGACGAUGAGGAUGUCUGCCCCACUUGUCUUGAUGGGUACACUGUGGAGAAUCCCAGGAUAACCACUGAGUGUGGCCACUACUUCCACCUUUCUUGUAUUUACGAGUGGAUGGAGCGCAGCAAUCACUGCCCUCUUUGCGACAAGGACAUGGUUUUCGAUGAGAACUUCUAGGUCGAAGUGGUGAGAAUGAGGAUUCUUCCCCUAAACCCAGGUCUAGUAAUCAAAUGAGGCAAGUGAGUUCCCCCUCAAACAAGUCCAUUCCAAGUGUGCCCAAUCGUCGGCACAUUGUAUUCGUUGCGAAGAUGAGCAGGCAGCCAGGAAACCAGGACCAGUCUUGUGUGCAUUCAAUAAUUGUAUAUAUUCCCUGAAUGUCUUUUGACCCUUUAAUGCAUACCAGAACAAUUGUUCAGUGUA
Molecule: messenger RNA, 1721 nt
Organism: Physcomitrium patens
Lineage: Eukaryota; Viridiplantae; Streptophyta; Bryopsida; Funariales; Funariaceae
Product: E3 ubiquitin-protein ligase At3g02290
Molecular function (GO): ubiquitin-protein transferase activity
Source: RefSeq, a predicted model, not a curated record